Molecule: messenger RNA, 5839 nt
Organism: Neodiprion fabricii
Lineage: Eukaryota; Metazoa; Arthropoda; Insecta; Hymenoptera; Diprionidae
Exons: 27
Coding region: 294-5675 (1793 amino acids)
Biological process (GO): protein dephosphorylation
Molecular function (GO): protein tyrosine phosphatase activity; protein binding
Source: RefSeq, a predicted model, not a curated record
GUUGUCUCAGAGUCGUCAGAUGGUUUGCGUUUAAAAUAAACAGAUUUUAUACUCCGUGAUUGCAAAUUGUAUCGUUCCUUCGCGUCUGAUCACAACGUUCAAAUGUAAAAUGAUACUUGGCCGUGAGUUAGACGUAAAUGUGAUUAGCAAGUUGUUGUGGAAGUUUUCUUGGUGUUAAAUUCUACAAUCGAGAGAACGAAUAAAAGCCGCAGUGUGUGAAUAUUUCAUCCGUAAUGACGGAAUUGUAGAAACGGAUGGUGAAAACUAGAUAGAAAUCUAAUAACUGAGUGAAAAUGGAUUCCUCUUACAAUUCCCUUACCACCCUGACGUUUUUGCUGUCUUUUAUGGUUCUACAGAGUUUCGAAGAGCUAGUUUUGCUGCGCCAUCCUACGAUAGAAAAUGGAGCGACAAGAAAUGUGACUUGCGUGUCAGAUUUCGACGACGCUGCGUUGAUAUGGAAUUCCAAGAAGGACUUUGAACCUGACGAGACAAGGAAUAAUUUGGCCAAUUUUCUGCCGAAGAACACAGCGUCAGAUAAGGACUUCGGAUGUGCAAUUUGGGAUAAAUUGCGUUGCAAAAUACAUUGGGCAAAAACCGGUGAUUGGACAUUAGCCAAGUCUAAUACAAAGCCAAUGGGUCCCGCGUUCGACUAUCGAUGGGAAGAUUUCAAAGAAUACGUCUUUGAGAACUCACUUAGCAAAAAUGAAUUUCAACCUGUCGGUGAGGUGCCAGAGGGGUUCGGCAGCGUAUUUUUCUCAGCCCGAGGAAGACGUUCAGUUCAAGUAGUUUUAUGCGAAACUAAAAAUGCAACGAAGUCGUCAUGCUUUUGGAUAAGCCUCGCGGUUAACAACGGGAAUAUAUCGAGUAUUGCGUCCUGCGAAAAGGGAAUACCCAAGAAAGAGAAAAAGAAGCAGAACGUGGGAUGCAACACUAAAAUCAAGUCGGAGCACAACGAAGAUAUUUUUCACCCGUACGAAUGGCGUACGUUUGGAUUAUCAUGGAACAGCAGUGACCGCUCGAUAAAGGUUUUCAACGGUACUGAUAUCAAGCCAUUCUUGGAAUGCAAUUUUGAGAACUGGUAUAACGUGAAACACAUUCUAGUUCGAAGCAACAAAGAAACUCGCAUUCGAUUCCACCUUUACGAUUAUUGGUUGACGACACAGAAAAAUACCAUCUUAUCUACUGCUGCGUUCAAUCAACAUGACCAAAAAUUAUGUAUGAAACUACUGGUUAGCCUUUGCUCCGAAUGCACAUUAAAUAUUACCCUGGUAGAUGCAGAUAAGAAUAGAUUUCCGUUAAAAAAUAUAUCAAGAAAAGGAGAAACAUCUAGAUACGGUGAAACUGUGCUGUGGGAAUCGUUCAAAAUAGAGGUGUUAUCGGCAGACAUCACGAAACUAGUAAAACUGGAAGUGCAAACCUUUAUAAAUCAAGAUGGAGAAAGGGGUUACUGGGCAAUCGAUAAUUUCCGAAUGUGCGAAUCAGAGGUUGAGUCAUCCCAUGCUACUACGAAAAUUGAAGCUUUUCACGAUUGUACAACGAUUUCCGAACAAAGUCAAAAAUACCUUCGUUCGCACAGUACAAGAAAAUCGACCGUAACUAUUUAUCGAGAAAAGAACUCGAACACUUGGCCCAAAAUCAAUUGUCAAAAACUGUCUAAUAACGUCACCGAGAAUGCGGUAAUAUAUUUGCCAAAAGAAAGAAAUCAUGCCGAUACAAUCCAAGAUCAUAAAUUCCAUGGUGAGACAGAAAAAGCGAAACAAUCGCCGGAAACAAACUUUGACGCAGGAUGGAUAAUUUGUCGCUCUAACGGUUGUGUUUCUGAUCAAGGUCAUACGGAUAUUGCUAACGAGUGUGUAAAAGAAUGUCUCGAUGGCUUCUACGGACACGAUUUUCCAAAAUAUGGAAUUUGCAAUGAUGCCGAACCCUGCAACAAGACAACUGGAUUUUGCGAUAAGGGGUGUGCUGACCUCGAGCUCUCACCACCGUUAUGUAAACCAGUACCAGGAAAAGUACGAAACUUGAUUUCCCAAAAUAAAUCGGAAGAUGUCAUUGAAUUGAAAUGGGAUCCCCCUGUUGACAAAAAUGAAAUCCUCAACUACACCGUCACAAUUAAGAGAGAUGAGUUGUUCGGUUGCAAGAACCUCGGAAAAUCGUCGCCGUGUGAGGACGAGGCAUCAUACGAAGUGACGAAUACUUCUGUGAUCCUCAAAGAAUUGAAUCCCUACGCGCUUUACACGGCAACGGUGAUCGCCAAACCUGCGAACCCGAAAAGGCCGUCAACGGUCACAUUUCGAACACUUGAAAAGAGUAUACCCACGGCAAAAAUCAGCCAUCUACGAUUCAAUGAGGAAGAAGAUCGCCUCGAAUGGAAGGCGCCUGAGGAUUGCACGACAAUUUCAGGCCGUCACGGAGCCACAAAAUUGUGCAUCGAAAAAGUGGACGGACCGGAAGAAAAGCCUAUAACGGUGACCGUCAACGCUACAAAUUUCUAUUACGAUUUGAAACAGCUUAAACUGGAACCGUAUACGAAUUACAAUGUCCGAGCUUAUAUCUUGAGAGAUGCCGAAACAGCCUCAGAGAAUCAUAACGUAUAUGCAGAACUGACUUGGAGGUCACCACCGACCGCACCAAAGCCAGUCAAAGGUUUGGAGGCAUACGAAGUCGAUUUAAAGAAAAAUACCACCUCUCUACGGUGGAAACAUACAGAAAGGAGCGCGAGCGAAAUUGAAUCCUACAUCGUAUUAGUUUAUCUAGGAAAACAUACGUUCCUAAAUCGGACUUACAAACUUUCCGAUGGAGAGUUGAAAUGCGAGCUGUGGACGGAAUACGUCUGCUUGAAAAAUGUUAACUUCAAACCAGGUUCUUCGGUCGAGGUUUCGGCGAAAAACAAGAACGUGGAGGAACCAGGAAGCCCGGACAAUGUUACGUUUAACAUGGACGACUGGUUUAAGAAGCCACCUGGCAAACCUCUGAACUUGACAGCGCACCCCCAAACUUAUGGAACGGUGAUAUUGAAAUGGAGACAUCCGUCGUUUACUCCGGUAACCAUCGCGAAAUUCUGCAUCAACGUCGAAAUUUUGAGUACGAACCUAAUCGCAGAUCCGACGUACCUGUAUCCAAUAACGCAGAAUUAUGACGUAACAGAGAAGCAGAAAGAAUACCAAACAACAAUAAACGUCGCGACCGCGUCACGGUACCGCAUUUCUGUUAAGGCGGUAAAUCAGCGCAACGUUGAAAGCGUAUCAGUCCGCCGUAACGUUUCAGUAAAGCCAAGCCUUGCUUUCGAGAGUACAAACAAACUCGACAUAAAACGUGACGAAAAUACCAUCCGACUCAGGAUUCCUGCGCUAAUUAAUGCGACGCGAAAUACGAUGCUCCACGUGACCGUAAAAAGAUUUUUAACCUGCGAGCGAAAAGAUUCAAAACCGUCAUUGGAAAAACACUUGAAUUCCGAAGUAAUACUGAUGAAUGAUAUUAAGGUAACUGACAACGAACCGAAAAUCGUGAAUAUUUCUAUGAGCAAAACUGUUCGCUUCGUGGAUAAUUGUCUCUUACUUUCUAAAGAGUAUUUUAAAAUUGAGGUUCGAGUAAAUGACUCGUUCUCCAAGGAGACGGAUGACCUUCCCAGGUUCACCGCUAUACGAAGCCUACAAGAAAAACCUCAAAAACAGAAUCUACUUUGGCUUCUACUCGUCAUCCCAUUAACCAUGACAAUUCUAUUACUCAUUUAUUUUCGAACCCGUCUAAGACCGGGGAUGCAAAAGAAUCAGCACAGUACUGUUUCGCUUCCGAUGAGUGUGAACUUUGGUGCACCUAGUAAGAUCACAUCGACUCCGUGUGCUGUGAAGCAAUCAAUCGACCCACCCCCACCCCCACCAAACCUAUCGCCACGUUCAGUUUCCGAGCAGAGUAAACCUGACGUGGUGCAAUCCGAUGAUCAAUAUCGACCUGUGAAAAUCGAAGAAUUUGAAGAGUACGCGAAAGAGGCCCUCGCGAGUGGACUGCUUGAAUUCCAAUACACGCAAUUUCCGAGAGGAUUCCUGUCGACGUGCCGAUAUGCAAAAUUGCCCGAAAAUAAAUCGAAGAACAGAUACAGCGAUCGGGUACCGUAUGACAAAAACCGAGUGGAGCUUGAGAAAGUUUCGGAUGAUCCCUAUUCCGACUAUAUUAACGCAAGUUACGUACAGGGUUACCGUAAAACGAGGGCCUACAUCGCGACACAAGGACCAAAACCGAAUACGGUAAAAGACUUUUGGAAAAUGGUUUGGCAGGAGAACGCACGAGUUAUUUGCAUGGUAGCCAACAUAAUCGAGAGUGGAAAGACAAAGUGUGAAAAGUACUGGCCGGAAUGUGGUAGCAAUAUCAAAUACGGCGAUAUUAUCGUCUCGAACACAGGCCACGAAGUGCUUGCCGAUUAUGUCGUCAGGACCUUGCAGAUAGAAUGCCAAAAUGAUAAGCGUGAGAUCACGCAUCUUCACUACACGGGAUGGCCGGAUCACGGAGUGCCGAUGUACACCCAAUCGCUUGUCGCUUACCUUAAAAAGAUCCUGGCAACGCCCGCCGGCAAAGGUCCCGUGGUCGUCCACUGCAGUGCAGGAGUAGGCAGGACCGGAACCAUAAUUUUGUGCGACAUCUGCCUACGCCAAGCCGUCGUCGAGAGGGUAAUCGAUAUGCCAAUGGUGGUCAGGAGAAUGCGAGGGGAUCGUGCCAAUAUGGUGGACAACGCCCAACAGUACUGCCUUGCUCAUCUCGUAGUUUUGGAAAGUAUUUUUGCUGGACAAACGCAAAUGCAGUGUAGCAACGAUUUGCCAGAACAGAUAAAUAAAAUGAGGCAACAGCUACCACUCGACAUGCAGAGGCUCAAAGAUGCUGUCUGGCAGGACCGGGUUUUACAAUCAAUGUGGGCAGCAGGAGGCUUCGCUCAUGAAAACAUUGGAAACAAAGGUUUUGAACUUGUUCCAGUAAAUCCCGCCAAGUCCGAGUUUGAACAGCCCCCAAGUUUCGCCAGGGUGGGAAAUUACAGUAAUAUAAUAAGCGUCGUCGGAGUAAAAAUGAAAAACCAAUAUUUGGUAUCACAACUUCCCUCACCCUCUACCCUACGUGAAACGUGGAAAAUAAUUGGAGAAAUGAACGUGGAAUUGGUAAUAGUGUUGCAAAGCGCUAAGCCCCAAGACGAUACGCCAAUUUGUGACAUCAUAACAAGCCAACCGAUAUGCGUCCCGUUGCCCUAUCUUCAAGUGAUAACGGAAAGAAGUUUCGAGGAUAAACAUUUUACAACCCAUCAACUGGUGCUUAUCGAUACCUCCCAGGAAGAAGAAAGAUUACAAACAGUAACCGUGAUAACAUGUACCGGAUGGGGAUGUGACGAAGGCGGAAAACCGCCGACGGUCAAGUCGCUGGUAUCACUUUGGAAUUCCUCGGAAAAAAUACCAAGAAAAGCAGGCCCUGUCUUGGUGCUUUGUCGUGACGGCGUCACGGCAUGUGGACUAUACGUGGCGCUCAGUUUCAUGUUGGAACGAAUGGCGAUGGAGAGAGAAUGCGACGUAAUUUCCGCCGUCCGAGCUGUUCGCCGAUCUAAUCCUGGAUUCGUAAAAUCGAAGGAGCAAUUCGAGUAUCUCUACGACGCGGCGGUCAACUACUUUGGCUGUUUUGAGACUUACGCGAACUUCUCGUGAACCAACGGAUUGUUGGUAUUGGGAUAAAGUGAAUGUGCGACAAGCGAUGAUCAUUGAAAAUUCAAUCGAAGGAACAAUUAUACAAAAUUAUCAUUUCCAAGAAACAAAAACCAUGUUAUCCAAUUGUAAUCUUAAUUAAUAAACACCGCGAAUUACUGAAUCAA